This is a messenger RNA of Tigriopus californicus, 2631 nucleotides long. RefSeq names its product zinc finger and SCAN domain-containing protein 2-like. The transcript has 2 exons. Lineage: Eukaryota; Metazoa; Arthropoda; Copepoda; Harpacticoida; Harpacticidae. The record is from RefSeq and is a predicted model, not a curated record. Gene Ontology annotation, biological process: regulation of transcription by RNA polymerase II. Gene Ontology annotation, cellular component: nucleus. Bases 324 to 2153 code for a protein of 609 amino acids. Gene Ontology annotation, molecular function: RNA polymerase II transcription regulatory region sequence-specific DNA binding; DNA-binding transcription factor activity, RNA polymerase II-specific.
UAAUGAGGCAGGGCGAGGCCGAGAGAUCUGGAAUUCGGCGGAAGAAAGCGAAAAAAUCAAUGAAAACGAUGGAAUUAAUGGUGAGUUGUGGUCGAUGAUUGGAAAUUCACCGCCUCCAUUUGUGCAACGCCAUUCAUCGGGUUCUUGGAUUGGAUUGGCCUAAGCCGCAACUUCCUCAAGGGGUGAGACCCAGAUCAGGCGGGAUUGCCUUACUUGUGUCGUUUUUGAGCCAUGGGACCCCCGCAUCCGAUGCUCGCACGUGUCUGGCCAAAUCGUUUGGUGUGUGUGACUUGAUCGCUCGAUCGAUCUCAUGCCUCCGUGGGAUGACCAACAUGAACGGUAACAGCCAAACCGUGUUCAUCACCACCACCACCGUGCCGCCCAAUUCCAACCCCCUCAUUCCGGUGGCCCAUCAUCAUCCGAUGGGUCCGGUCACAUUGAUGAAUGUGGCCUCCUCGGCGGCCGCCACGCCCAUCGCGUCCAUCUUGUCCUCGCUCAGUCCCAAGAAGCGCAAAUUCGAGGACGAGUCCAACGUCCUCAUGGAACAACAGCCUUACUCACCCAAUGGGAAAAGUGGCGGGGGCGCCAGUGCCAAACGACGUUGGCGGUUCUCGGAAGGUGACGAUCAUGAUGAAGUCGAGAAACGGGCCAUCGCCAAUUCGCGGAUUACCACGGAUGGGCGGCACAUUUGCGGCGAGUGCGGCAACUCUUUGGCCAACUCUUGGGGUUUAGACGCCCACAUCAAGACCGUGCACGGUCGCAAGACCUUCCAAUGCGACUAUUGUGACAAGGCCUUCAAGCGCCGGGACCACUUGGUCAAUCACACCAACUCUAUUCACACCGGCCGAAAACAGUGUAGUCAAUGUGGUCUCGUUUGUAAGGGGAAGGAAGGACUUCUGCAACAUAUCAAAGAUGCUCAUCCCUCCGAAAAUACGACGUUCCCUUGCUCGGCCUGUACCAAACGGUUCACUUCCGACGCCAAUACUCGACUUCACUACCGUCAAUGCCACGCUCAGAUCAAGUGUACUGAGUGUCACACUUUGUGCACGGGUACCGAGGGCCUUAAAACCCACGUCCAGGCCUUUCAUCAAGACUCGCAAUCGAAUGGUGCCUCCUCCAAUGGAGGCGUAUUAGUGACACCCGUCUCCGAACAGCCCGCGGCUCCCGUACCGGUGGCUAAACCGGUAUCCAAUGCUACUCUCGUCAUUCCCAAUAAGCGGGUGGAAACGGUCAAAGGUGAGCUAGUCUAUAAAUGCCAAUUCUGCUCCGGCGCCUUCAUCCACAAGACGUCUUUGGAGCAACAUAUCCAGUCAUUCCAUGUGGAAGUUCAAUGUCAGCAGUGUGGUUCCCAAUUCAUUGGCCAUGAAAGCAUGGCUGAGCAUGUCAAAGAGGCCCAUCAGCCCAAUACGAUCAUGUACAAUGAGUACCAAGUGUGUUUCCAUUGUGAACUCUGCAACAUCACUUUCAACCGUCGCUCCCAGUACGAUGAACAUUUCCUCAGCUAUCACGUGUCCAGAAAUGCCAAUGCUAAGCAUAAUACCGGCUCAUUCCCCGCCCCAGAGUCUGCCAGCUCCCGAACCAAAUACUCGACAGUAUUCGAACCAAAGCGACAACAGCAUAAUAACGAGUUGUAUGACAGUAUUUUCCCGCCUAACGUAGUCAAUGGCCACCACAGCAGCACGAACAACAACAAGUCUGGCAACAGCGUCGGUCUUCCUUCGGUGGGUGUGAACAAUCCGAUUGGUGGAAGUGGAACCACGACCGUGGUGACCUCGGCGUUCGGAACCAAUUCGAGCCACCCAGCCACUUCCAACCAAUUCUUCCACGACAAUGACGAUGGCAUCUUUACCACAGCACUAUCAUCAGAACAAGCAAUAAACGGCGCUCAGCCCACGCCUCCCUCAAGCACGCCCAUCAUCACGACCCUCUCAACUCAAAAUGGGGCGGACUCCUUUUACAACGAUCUCUCGAGCGAGACCAACGUGAGCGAGGCAAUUUCUCACAUCUUCAUGGCCAACGGCAACGACGACCUCUUCAACAACAGCUCCGACGAGGGCAAACUGGAAAAUGGUUUGAAUCAUGCGCCAUCAUCCGGGGUGGAAGAGGAGCCUCAAUAUCAACUCCUGGAACUAGGCGAGCCACUUACAGCUUAGAUAUUAAACGAACAUAAUCAACCACCAUUACCACCACCAAGAGCAAGUCUAUAGACGAAGAUUUUUGUAAUAACAUUGUUAGUUGAAUAUUGCUCUUUUUCCCCACCUUCAGUUUUGUAAUAUGAAUAGUACAUAUUUUUUCAAGUUAGUAGAGCAGAUUCGUGAUUGUGCCAUUUUUGUAUUGUUCUCCAAACUGCUUCCGAAAACAAAAGGUUCCAUGACCACAAAGCAUCAUCAUAGAACCACUAAUAAACUCACAGCAACUAGAAAAGCAAACAGAUCUGUGGCCUUGGAAUGUACUCAGACUAGUUUCCUACUAGAACCAGUACAUACGUAAAGCAAAUAAAUACCAAAUCCCUACAAACGGGGUGAGUAGAACAGCCAUGUUCAAGAUCUGAAUCCCAUUUGAGAUAUUCAACCCUAUGUUGUACUAUAUUAACAAACAACAAAUAAUAUUGAAUAAAGGCAUUUAAGUUUA